AUCGUACAUGCUCAAGUUAUACUGAGUUGCCAACAUUUCGUUCCUAUUGAGGUUUGGCGCUCCAUGAUGUACACUUUACUAUGAGGUCGAUAGAGAUGAUGAACACUAGUCUAGUAGCGGCGCCUGGAUACAGUUACCAUGAGAACGCCACGCCCGAAUGGUUAAAGGGCCCAUGUCCCCGGACUGACAACUUCACCAGUCCAAGCUGGAAUUGGUUUCUGUGUAUAAGUGUCAUAAACACCCCUCUAGCGUCUUUUCUGGACCGAUACGUCACUCCCAUGUGGCUGGUCAUUGGGUUUGUUGGCAAUAUAAUAACGAUGAAAAUUUGGUCACAUCGACGUAUGAAGCACAUCAACACUUCUGCGCUGUACCUGACAGCGUUGGCGGCGACCGACCUUCUGUUAUUGUUCCUCUACAUCCAACGUUACCUCCAUUUUACCUGGGGACUUCCCACUAUCGACGUUCCAGUUUGGUGUCCUACUUUCUUCGUUUUUUAUAUGUUUGCUCAAUACAUGAGUCCAUUGCUCGUGUUUGGCUUCACAACAGAACGUUUUGUAUCUAUUGUCAGACCAUUUAAAAGUGAACGGUUUUCCAGGCACCACCGAGCACCCAAAGAAAUAAUUGCCAUAGCGCUGUUUGCUUUCGGAUUAUCUCUACCCCAGGCACACGGCUGGGUAUACAAAGAUUCUGCAUGUGGCGGGUCCCAAACAAAGUUCUUCGAGUAUUGGACAUGGAUCACGGAUGUACUUUUAUUCUGUGUAGUACCUAUCGCCACUUUCUUUCUCAAUAUGUUUGUCCUUAAAGUCGCAUCGAAAGCAACAAAAGUGCGUCGAGAGUCUACCUGCCGUCAGGAAAAUGAUUCUUUGCGAUCACGACGCUCCAAAAUAGCUCCGUCUACAGUAACGCUGCUGUGUAUAUCUUUUUAUAGAAUAUUUACGACCCUUCCAGUGGCUAUAUUGUUUGCUCUACAGUUCAGUGUUCCGGAAGGAUCUUAUCACGUUCCGGUGUACGAAAUGAGCCUUGAUCCUCAGUGGCGGGACUACUUUUCGUGGUACACGGCUAAGACAAUUAUCGACACUAUUGGUUUGUCACAAUAUUCGUGUAACAUAUUUAUAUAUUUAAUGACAGCCAGGCAUUUCAGACACGAAUUCAUCAACACUUUCCGUAUCACAGCGUGUUGUGGUCCUGCGGAAAAACCGGGAAGUUUCCAUCGACACACCUUCCUCACAAAUGGCGCUGGUUACGGCGGAGCGUCAACGCGAAUUACAGAAACAGAUAUGUGAGCAACUAUUGGAUCUGUCGGUAGGACCAAUGUCAUGAACGGAUCUCAGAACGGAUAUCCGAACGUGUAUUUGACCAAAUAUAUUAUUACAGAUCAUAUGUCUGAUGACUGUAUCGUUUUAUACCAAUGUGAUAGAUAUUCGGAGGCAGUGAUAGUUAACUAAGAUAUACAUCUGGUGUGAAGGAGCAUGUUGUCAGAAUGAUGUCUUUCCCCUCGAAAUCUAAUGUCGCUGAGCAAGUAAAAGUGUGAAAUUCCAGUACAUGUUAUUUUGUACCUGAAAAAGGUAGUGCGACGUUUAUCAAUGUUGGUGAUCAGACGUAUCUUGAUGGUAAUUUUGGGCACUGUGUUUGAUGUUGAAUUUACAAACAAAACAUCCCCGGCAUUCUCAAAGGAUAUGUACGUGGCCGGUGUGUAAAUGUAGAGUUGUUUUGGUAUUUAAGAUUAAAGUUUUAAAUAAAUCACUGAUGUUUGACGUCAAAUAAUCGUGGUGAUUUGGUGCAUAUAUUCAGUGGAGAGGACUGCUUUUAAGAUACAUGUAAUAAGUAUAACUUCAUGGAGAGGCCACUAAACUGGUUUAUUUUACAUAAAAAGUACUUUUAACUUCUGUGAUUUUCAAUUUAUCUGUAUUAAGGACUACAAAAUUCGGAAUACACUGACUUUGAUUCAGACUUUUAAGUCUCGAACACUGAUUGAAUCUUUGGCCAGUUUAUUGAUGUUAAAUGUAUUCCAUAUAUAUCUAUAUAUAGUAAUAACAUAACGACCAACCAAAAUAGGAUAUUUAAAUUCACUUUUGAAGUGUGUGAAGCAGAAAUUUACUAAAUCAUAUCAAAUGAAAUAUAUAUCUAUAUAUAUGAUUAAGCUCAAAUGUUGGUAUACAUGUAUAUUACCAGGUCACGUGAUGCUACGUAAUAAAUCAUUACAU
Messenger RNA from Ylistrum balloti, 2204 nucleotides. RefSeq names its product probable G-protein coupled receptor 139. Gene Ontology annotation, cellular component: plasma membrane. Bases 81 to 1283 code for a protein of 400 amino acids. The record is from RefSeq and is a predicted model, not a curated record. Gene Ontology annotation, molecular function: G protein-coupled receptor activity. Lineage: Eukaryota; Metazoa; Mollusca; Bivalvia; Pectinida; Pectinidae. Gene Ontology annotation, biological process: G protein-coupled receptor signaling pathway. The transcript has 2 exons.